Messenger RNA from Emiliania huxleyi CCMP1516, 1200 nucleotides. RefSeq lists its product as hypothetical. NCBI's taxonomy places the organism in Eukaryota, Haptophyta, Isochrysidales, Noelaerhabdaceae. The coding region runs from base 1 to 1200 and encodes 399 amino acids. The transcript has 4 exons. The record is from RefSeq and is a predicted model, not a curated record.
AUGCUGGCUCUCUCGAUCGCCAGCGCCGCCGCUGGAGCGCACCCCCACCGGGCGCCUCUGUUCAGCACCACGCCACUCUCACCGAGCUGCGUGGCGCUGGCUGCUGCCGCCGACCGGGAUCCCAGCUACGCCUCCCGGAUGGCAAGCACUUUUGCGACCUUUGACUUUGACGGCGGUGGCAUGUACAGCGUGGCGAAGGCGCGCGCGCACGCAGCCGCGGUCGAGCCAGAGGUGGAGUCCGAGCUAGCGCGCUGCUGGCAGCGCCGGCGCGCCCAGUGCGGCGAUUUUGGAAGGACGAUCAGGGGGACAGCUCCGUCGUGGUCGACAGCUCCAUCUUCGGGACUGCAGCACAUGCAGCUCUCCAUCUUUGUCGCCACCUGGGGCCGCACGGCGAUGAUCCGCUCCAGGGGCAUCGCCAGCUUUCUCGACGAGCUAUCCGCUCGCGGUUUUGCAGGGGUCGAGGCGACCGCAGAGGAGCUCGGAGCCUCUCUGAAGGAGCGGGUCGAGUACUGCCGCCUCCUCCAAGCGAGAGGGCUGAGGUUAAUAUACGCCGCCUACACGAGCUGGCUCGGCUACGAGGGCGCGCACCCGGGAUUCACCACGCCGCCGGAGCACCUGGCGGCGCUGGAUGCGGAGCUGGCCAAGGCGGCAGAGCUCGAGGCGGCGGCGCCUGGGACCCUCGCUCACAUCAACAUCCACGGCGGCUGCGACUCGUUUGACGAGGCGCAGGCGGACGAGUACUACAGCGGGGCCCUCCCACGGAUCGACGCCUUCCUCGCGACACACGCCCACCUGUCGACCGGCGCCCGCAGCGGCGUCUCGCACGAGUCGCACCGAGGCCGGCCCCUCUUCCACCCGACGCCGACGCGCCGGCUGCUGGCCAAGCACGGGCGCGACCGGCUGAAGCUGACGCUGGAUGUGUCCCACUGGCACGUCUCUAGCGAGCGGAUCGUCGGGCCCGACCCCGAGGCGCUCGGCGCGGCGAACGUGGAGUGGGGCGCGGCCGAGGCCGCGCUGGCGGAGGCGGCGAGGAGGGAGGAGGAGGUUCCUCCCGGUGUGGCGGCAGAGAGGCGCUGGCUGCACGGGGAGGCGUACCUCGCCGUCGAGCACGUCCACGCACGCAUCGGCAGCGGGCAAAGCGCGCAGACGCCCCCGGGCGAAGACGCGGACUGGAACGCGGUGCGGCGGACCGAGAUGUAG